Suncus etruscus (white-toothed pygmy shrew) is the source of this 1964-nucleotide messenger RNA. It is a transcript of the gene FAM53B, whose product is annotated as family with sequence similarity 53 member B. The record is from RefSeq and is a predicted model, not a curated record. The coding region runs from base 53 to 1384 and encodes 443 amino acids. Gene Ontology annotation, cellular component: nucleus. The transcript is spliced from 5 exons. Gene Ontology annotation, biological process: protein import into nucleus; positive regulation of canonical Wnt signaling pathway. Lineage: Eukaryota; Metazoa; Chordata; Mammalia; Eulipotyphla; Soricidae.
CACUUCUCGGUCCCGCGGUGAACAAAGAACUGCCCUUGGCAGCGUCUGAUGAAUGGGACUGUGCCUCCUACCGGCCACACUCCCGAGUCUGGCCGACCUUCCAGUGUCCGGGCUGGGUGAUGUGGGGAGCCGUCCAGUGCCGUGUCCUGUCCCAGGAGGCCCUGUCCGGGGUGACAACCACGAGGAGCCUGGGGCUGGCUCUGCCUUUGUGCCCCUGAGAUGGCUUGUGGCCACCCCAGGGUGGAGCCCAACGCCUGAGGUCCUGACCAUGGUGAUGAUCCUGAGGAAAAGCCUCGACAGCCAAGCAUCGGGGUCCACGGCACGCGGGACCCUUCCCCCUGAGCUGCACACGCCAAAGAAGAUGAGUCACGGGCCGACCCUGUUCUCCUGUGCAGUGGCGGAAAACGGCAGAUGGCGAGACCUGGACGGGAAGUGCCCCCUGCAGACAGAGCCUCGGGGUGCUAGCCUCUGGGAGGGCUUCCCCGAGAGGUGCCCGACUGGGGCCCUGUGGACGCAGGAGGCCGCCGCAGCCGCCGCCUGCGCCGUCACCAAUCUCAUCCAGGACCUGAGUCUCAGUGACGCUAGUGGGGGCCCGGUGGCGCCCCCCAGCAAGCGUCCAUGCCGUUCCCUGUCCUUCUCAGAUGAACUGUCCAGCUGCCGGAGCUCUUGGCGGCCACUGGGCUCACGGGUGUGGACGCCAGUGGAGAAGCGGCGCUGCUACAGCGGGGGCAGCGUGCAGCGCUUCUCAGGGGCUCCCAUGCAGCGCAGCUCCAGCUUCAGCCUGCCGUCUCGCCCUGAUGCCCGCUCACCCUGCCCUGGCCCCCUAGCACCAUCCCGGCCCCAGCCCUGUAGCCUCACUGGAGGGGCCCGGCUGGACCUGCAGCGCUCCCUGUCCUGCUCCCAUGAGCGCUUCUCCUUCUCCGGGGAUGGGCCCCCCUCAGCCAGCAGUACUCCCGCAUCCACGCCCGAGCUGGCCCGUCGUCCCAGUGGGCUCGCCCGGAGCCGCUCCCAGCCCUGCGUCCUCAACGACCGGAAGGUGGGUGUGAAGCGAAGGCGGCCAGAGGAGGUGCUGGAGCCGCGGCCGUCACUGGACCUGGCCAAGAUGGCCCAGAACUGCCAGACCUUCAGCAGCCUUAGCAGCCUGGGAGUGGGCGUGGACAUUGGCGGGCCCCGUGCCUGGACCACCUUCCUCUCGGCCCCUGGGGGCAGGACACCAGCCGGGACCCCCGUUCCUGAGCCACCGGUCUGCAGGGAAGAGCUGGGCUGGGAGGAGCCCGAUGGCACUGCUCUGGAGGAGGGUCCAGCCUGGCGGGGCAGCGCAGUCCGGGGCAGCCCCUGCUCCCUGGAUGGGGAGCUGGACAUUGAGCAGAUUGAGCAGAACUGAGGGGCCCGCUGGCUGCAGGCGAACCCCACGCAGACCUGGCAGCUUCUUGGAAGGAGGGGGUUCCGCCUCACUAUGCCACGUCGCGGGGCACCCCGUCUUACCAGCACCAGCACGGCGGGAGCCCUGAGUGGCGCUCCCUGGAGUCCCUCUUCUCGGGGGAUGUCAGGCCCCCGAGCUCAGGUCACUCACUGUGCCUUCACCCCUCCCGCUUCUAGUCACCCCAGAACCACUGGCCUUAAGGGCACACGCAAGGCCCUCGCCCGGCCAAAGCCGUCAUACCUAUGGGGGCUGGGAAGUCAUCUGCUGGCCACAAAACCACCCCCUAACCCCUGUCCCUCUGGGGGUCCCUGUGCCAGGGUGAGCAAGGGUGGCGGUUCCACUCACCUGCCCUCAGGGGUCAACUGGGUUUGCCUUGCUUGAACCAGGCUGGCCCUGCAUGGGGGCAGAGGGCACUGUGGUCUGAGUACUGGGCCUCUCACCCUUCUAGGGCCAUAUGCAGGGGCCCAGCCCUGUGCCCUCCCCCCCAAAGCUUCUCGGGGGUUCCCCCAUCAAAUUCUGUGGCACAAGCUGGGGUUCUUUG